Lactuca saligna is the source of this 369-nucleotide messenger RNA. The record is from the annotation of a GenBank genome assembly. Lineage: Eukaryota; Viridiplantae; Streptophyta; Magnoliopsida; Asterales; Asteraceae.
AUGAUGUUUACCAUAUCUGAAGAUUUCCUAAAGAAACUAGAAGCUUUCAUGACUCAACAAACUCAGAACACGAUCGAUUUGAAGGCGGCAGUAGAAACCUUGCAGGCCAAAAAAACAUCUAUGGAAAAAGGGUUGUUAGCACAAAGCCAAAACAAGGGAGAAAAAUGUGUUAGAUCAGAGGGGGAUGAUGACGAAAGCGUAGAAGAGGAAGUUGAGAUGGUGCGGUUUGAAGACCCCCACGAACAGGGUCAGGGAAGAGGAAGAGGAAGAGGGGUAGGUCUCAGCAGCAAUCCAAACAACAAGGGACAGACAACAUCAAUUGUAGGUGGUCGAGGAAGGGUUUUUUUAGGGAACCAUCUUUUGGGGUAG